This is a messenger RNA of Leptonychotes weddellii (Weddell seal), 2022 nucleotides long. The record is from RefSeq and is a predicted model, not a curated record. Lineage: Eukaryota; Metazoa; Chordata; Mammalia; Carnivora; Phocidae.
AAAUGUGGGAAUUUGGGGAUCGGGAGGAGGUGAAGCUGGAAAGCUCCGGAAAAUAGGCCGGAGUGCCUACUUAAGAUUUUAUUUAUUUGUCAGAGAGAGCGCGUCUGCACGCACAAGCAGGAGGGGUCCAGAUAACCAUGUCAGCUGCAGCUGUGGAUGCAGUUAAUGCGGCCCCCCUGUCGGGGUCCAAAGAAAUGAGUCUGGAGGAACCAAAGAAGAUGACCAGAGAGGACUGGAGAAAGAAGAAGGAGCUAGAAGAACAGCGAAAACUGGGUAAUGCUCCAGCAGAAGUUGAUGAAGAAGGAAAAGACAUCAACCCUCAUAUACCUCAGUAUAUUUCUUCAGUGCCAUGGUAUAUUGAUCCAUCAAAAAGACCUACUUUAAAGCACCAGAGACCACAACCAGAGAAACAAAAGCAGUACAGCUCAUCUGGAGAAUGGUACAAGAGGGGUGUAAAAGAGAAUUCCAUAACUACUAAGUACCGCAAGGGAGCAUGUGAAAAUUGUGGGGCCAUGACACACAAAAAGAAAGACUGCUUUGAGAGACCUAGGCGAGUUGGAGCAAAAUUUACAGGUACUAAUAUAGCUCCAGAUGAACAUGUCCAGCCUCAGCUGAUGUUUGACUAUGAUGGGAAGAGGGAUCGGUGGAAUGGCUACAAUCCAGAGGAACACAUGAAAAUUGUGGAAGAAUAUGCCAAAGUUGAUCUGGCAAAACGAACACUGAAAGCCCAGAAACUCCAAGAAGAAUUAGCCUCAGGAAAAUUAGUGGAACAGGCUAAUUCUCCAAAACACCAGUGGGGAGAAGAGGAACCAAACUCUCAGACGGAAAAAGAUCAUAAUAGUGAAGAUGAGGAUGAAGAUAAAUAUGCAGAUGAUAUUGACAUGCCUGGACAGAACUUUGACUCUAAGAGACGAAUUACUGUCCGGAAUCUCAGGAUUCGAGAAGAUAUUGCAAAAUAUUUGCGGAAUUUAGAUCCAAAUUCUGCUUACUAUGAUCCCAAAACUAGAGCGAUGAGAGAGAAUCCCUAUGCCAACGCAGGAAAGAAUCCAGAUGAAGUGAGCUAUGCAGGGGAUAACUUCGUUAGAUACACAGGAGAUACCAUUUCCAUGGCUCAGACACAGCUGUUUGCUUGGGAAGCCUAUGACAAGGGAUCUGAAGUGCAUCUGCAGGCUGAUCCUACAAAACUAGAGCUGUUGUACAAGUCCUUCAAAGUCAAAAAAGAAGACUUCAAAGAACAGCAGAAAGAGAGCAUCUUGGAAAAGUAUGGUGGCCAAGAACACUUGGAUGCCCCUCCAGCUGAAUUGCUUUUAGCUCAGACUGAAGAUUAUGUGGAGUAUUCAAGGCAUGGGACAGUCAUCAAAGGACAGGAGCGGGCUGUCGCCUGCUCUAAAUAUGAGGAGGACGUGAAGAUCCACAAUCACACACAUAUCUGGGGAUCUUACUGGAAAGAAGGCCGAUGGGGAUACAAAUGCUGUCACUCUUUUUUCAAGUAUUCCUAUUGCACUGGAGAAGCCGGCAAGGAGAUUGCUAAUUCAGAGGAAUGUAUUAUAAAUGAUAUAACCGGAGAAGAAUCUGUGAAAAAACCUCAGACCCUCAUGGAGAUGCAUCAGGAAAAACUAAAAGAAGAUAAGAAGAAGAAGAAGAAGAAGAAAAAGAAGCAUCGAAAGAGCAGUUCAGAUAGUGAUGAUGAAGAAAAGAAACACGAAAAAUUGAAAAAGGCACUGAAUGCAGAGGAGGCCCGCCUUCUUCAUGUCAAGGAGAUCAUGCAGAUUGAUGAGAGGAAGCGGCCUUACAAUAGCAUAUAUGAAACUCGGGAACCCACUGAAGAGGAAAUGGAGGCCUAUAGAAUGAAACGUCAGAGACCAGAUGACCCCAUGGCUUCCUUCCUUGGGCAGUAGUAACUAGUUAUAGACAGUCACCCAAGGUAGACACAGCUGAUACAUUGUUUUCAGCUUCUCGCUGAUGAUUGUAGGUGGAAAAACCCUUGCUGCCUACUUUAAUAAAGACUCCGGAAGUCUCAUA